AUGCUCAGCCUAUUCAACAAAUACCUCGCAAGAAUGCAGCUUGAUCAUCCAAUUUUCGGUAAUAAAGACAUUUUCAUGCUAAUUCUUGCAUAUCUUGAAGGAGAAGACCUUUAUAGCUGUCAAUGCGUUUGUUUCGCGUGGAGAGAGACUAUAAAAUCAAACCCAGUUCUCGAAGUCCGACUUUUAAGGUUCACAAUGUCAGAAAGCAACGCAAUAAUAGACGAAUUAAGGAAGAGGCCUACAGAAGAACAAAAACAGUAUCAAACUGACGUUAAUUUUGACCUCUCAUUUAACAGGCUUUCCAUGAUUCCAAAAUUUUUCCCAAAACCCAAAGCUGCAUUGAAAAAUAUCUCUAAAGACAAAAUCGCAAAAACUGAUGAAAAGCUCGGCCAAUGGAAUGAAUUUAUUAAUUAUUUUUAUGUUUAUGCAAGAAAUAAAGGAUUUAGCAUAAAGAAAAAAAGGGAUUUUGAAAGGGAAGAAGAUUAUAGGGCGUAUGAAAAAGAAUUUAACCAGAUUUAUAGUGAAUAUGCAAACCAUAUAAGUGAGACAAGGAGAAGGGAAAAAAUGGAAGUUGAGAAAAUGCAAAUGAAGAAGGCCUGCAGCUUAAAAAAUUUCCCAAUGUUGAAGCAGGGUACAAUUAGAGAUAUAAUUUCAGCUAAAUAUAGAGAUAUAAUGCUUGAUUUGGGCACUACUUUCCAUAUAAUGACUGAUUUCAGAUAUUUCAAUAUUCCUUCUUCUAAUGCUUCUAAAGUGUCAGAAACAGAUUAGAUUAGAUUUAAGUGUGUAUUUAGAGCCCACACUUUCGUGACACAGUGUGUUCCUUGGCGAAUGCAGUGGGGUGACUAUACGCAGACUUGAAAUGGAAACCUCUGAAUUCUCGGUAGUGCGCAAUCUCGGUCGAAUCAAACGGCCUUUGUUGGGCAGAUUCGUUUCCAGCUCUGAAGCCAAUGAUGGCCAGCCCUGCUAACUUAAGCCAUUUCGCCCCUUUCACGGGAUCCUUUUCAACUGGAGAGACUGUCUUCUUUCUUUUCCCCAAAGGAAAAAUAGAUCUCUUACGCCGUUCAAGGCAGGCUACCAAGUAGCCUAGACAGAUAAGUAAUCCUGCCUCUAUCAGAAAAUCUUGGGCCAGGGCGUUGCUGGAAAAAGAUGCAAAAAAAACUGUCGCGCGAUCCAGGUGACUAAUCUGCGUAAAAAGUGUUAGGAUGUCUUUCAAGGCUAGCCCGACCCUUUUGCAGCUCCUCAAACCUAAAACCACGACUGGAUAUACAUAAGAACACCUGGAAGGACAAGUUGCUAAUCACCGGCCAUUUUAUCUAUAUCAAGUUUCAAAAACAAAUAAAGAGGGGAAAUCUUAA
This is a messenger RNA of Blepharisma stoltei, 1355 nucleotides long. The record is from the annotation of a GenBank genome assembly. Lineage: Eukaryota; Ciliophora; Heterotrichea; Heterotrichida; Blepharismidae.